GCACUGCACUGCAGUUGCAAGAUUAGUUUUUCUUCCCUCUGCCGAAACAGGUAGAGAGAACUCAGGCCGUCAGGGGCCUCGAGGCUACAGCGAGGAAGUCAACAGUUACUGCUGAACGCAUGGUAGUCACGGAGAGUGGCGCUUCCUGGGCACCCGUCGUCCGUCCAGCUUUCCAGUCGCCGGGUUUUGAGCUGUAGACUAUUUUUCUCCCCGUUGUCUGUGUGCGUGUGCACGUGUGUGUGUGUGUCGUACGGCACCUCACGGGAGGACAUGGAUCUGCCAAGGCUCGUUGACCGGGAUAAUUAUUCUUCGGCAGCAGUAAGGUUCGCAGCCGAAGAGAGACAGCGAGAUGAAGAGGCAAGGAAAGCACGCGAAGAGCGACACCGAGAGGAAGGACGACAACGAAGCGCUAGCGAGAUGCCAAUGCUUGAGCCCGCUGCUGGCGAGGCCGUGCGCCUGCACCAUGCGGAAGAUGUUGUGGACGAGGCCGCUGAUGAGCAGCGGUCCUGUCUUGGUGGGACGUUUCCCCGUGCAUUGCCCAGACUGUCAAGACUCUCCAGUUCGAACUUUCUAGAGUUGAGCCUCCGGGACAGGGCAGAGUUUCCGAGCGCGCCGCCACGUGGCAGCAUCUCCGCCACGUACAGCCCCCGAGCACAGGUGAAGAGGCAGGAACAGAGCAGCUCAGGGAGCCCGAGCGCCGCGGAAGAAUCGCCAGCGUACACGGCGUGGCUGCAAGAGCACAACAACGGAAACCCUGCCAUCGAGCUGCCCACCCUAAUGGAGAUGAGCAAGAGCGCCAGGUUACGUCGGGUGGCUAUGGAUGCACUGGACAGCUGCUCUCAGACCAGCGGAGAUGGUGAGCAGGGCAGCCUGGUCAAAGAUCUACGCAGCAGCUUAGCCCACUGGCCAGAGAUAAAGGAGAGGAGCUCCGUAGCUGUGCCGUGCGCCUGGCAACAGCAGGCCUGGGAGGAUUGCACGCGCGAGUACUGUACAAGGCUGCGACGCGUGAGCUCCAGUCUGCAGAAUGCCGGCUUGCUGCCAGUGGAGUUGAGUUCCAUGGUGAUGGUGUACGAAGACGAGUCUGAGGCUGAGACUGGGCGGCCGGAGUCCGAACCGCAGCAGAUCAGCAGCAGCACCACCAGCAGCAGCGGUAGUGGACUACCUCAACGCUGCACUCGUCCCUGUAGUUGCAACAGCUUCGGUGGUGCUGUAGGUGACCUGGGCAGCAGCAGCAGCAAGAACAGCAGCAGCAGCAAGAAGAGCAGCAGCAGGAAGAAGAGCAGCAGCAGCAGCAGGCGCUACCCGUCGUCGCUGCAUGCAUCUUCCCUUGUGUCCGGUGUGGCCGCACUUCAAAUUACAGAGGAGGACGAGGCACUGAUGGACCACGAAUACGCCUGCGGCAGCAGCAGCAGCAGCAGCAGCGAUGGCAGCGACGAGGACAGCAGCGGUGGCAGCAGCGACUGCGGUGUCGCACGGCGAGCAGCACGCCCUGAGAGUGCUCUGUGUGACUCUGUGUUCGGCACGGGCGCGACGGGGUCGUCCGUGUCCUCGCCGACAAGGCACAGCAGCCACUCGCACUCAGUCCAGCGAACGAGGGCAGCGUCGCAGCAGAGCUCCAGUCGCACCUCGCAGGCCAGUGCCGGGGGUGCUGCGGAGCGUGGAGAGAAGGUCAUGCGGCUUCGAGCGGAGCCGUUCGAUCCCGAGCGGCUGCUGAGGCGAAUGAAGCGGGUGACGAACAUGCGGCGGCACUCGGAUGCUAGCGUAGCAGAGGACCAGAGUCGCAAUCGUCUCACCAUCAAGGUAUAUGGAGAUACUGGCGUGGGCAAGUCGUCAGCUGUACUGGCUGCCUACGGUUUGCCACUUGUUCUGGAACACGGCUACGCAUCACUGCGACAGGACCUGCCGUAUAAUGGUGUCUAUCUGGACGAGAGUGAUUAUGGUGGAGCACAGGACACGGAUGUGGAGCUUGUUGAAACAAAUGCCGUGAUAGAGGCAGGCCCCUAUGUGAAACGAAGGUUUAGUGGGAGAAACGGCUUCUGCAAAGCACCGGGAUGUACUCAUGCUCACAUCAUAUGCUUUAGCGUUGUGAACCGUGCCUCCUUUGAAAGUGUUGAGAAAGUGUGGCUUCCCAAAGUGCGCAAUGACAGCGGAGACGGGAAAAGGAUGGCACCGCCAGUAGUUGUGAUUCUUGGGACCAAGACUGACUUGCGCACACACCAGCGCACACUCGACAUACUCCAGGCGGCCGGCAAGAAACCCGUGACCAAAGAAGAAGUAGAGACGAUGAUGAAACGCCGAUGGUACCCGGACAACUCAUGGUACUACGUGGAAUGCUCCCACACCGAAAAUAGAUACGCAAGGAAGGCGGUCGAGAUGGCGCUCAAGGCCACGUACCAAGUAAUCAAGCCCGAAGCGGAAUUCGCAUGGAAUAUGCCCCAUGAAACACCGCCGAGCUCUGCAGCGGCCGGCAGCAACGGUGUUCUGAUAAGCAUGCCGGCCACAUUUUCUAUGUCUCAAGAACAGAAUCUCCGGGAGGAAGUGAGGCGAACACGCAUCAACUCUAUGUUCUAAGAGUGCGGUGCGGUGCGGUUCAAGUUGGAUUCAACUGCAACCAAGAAUCCAUCUGGGCAACGCGUUUCAGCUGCUGCAGCACCACGGAUGGCACUUGACCGGAUAACCUACCCUCGUUGACGACCAACGGUUAUCCAAAUGCUGGCACAGUGGUGACCAGUGUUUGACGGCGUCAUCUCUAUCUGCUGCAUUGGUCUGAUUCAAGGGAAUGUGCAUCGGCGAGACCGCAACCAUGGGCUUAAGAAAAAUGGAUGACAUGACUUCACCUUGUCUGCAACCAAAAAAACCAAAAACUGGGUCGUAUUGGUCUCACUCAACAGAAUGUGCUUCGGCGAGACGACAACCAUGGGCUCAAGAAAUGGAUGACAUGACUUCACCUUGUCUGCAACCAAAAAAAACAAAAACUGGAUGGUAUUGGUCUAACUCAACAGAAUGUGCUUCGGCGAGACCACAACCAUGGGCAAAAAAAUGGAUGACAUGACCUCAUGACCAAAAAAAGGAAAAACAUAAAAGCGAAAAAAUCCAUCAAUCACUGCUCAUGUAUGCUGUGCUAUCAAGUAGAAACAAUCAAUAUAAUGCUCCCCCCCCCCCCCCCCCUUCUCCCUCGGAUUAUGCCUAAGCUCCUUGCUGUAUGUGUGUGUUUGUAGAUAAAUAUGUGUGUGCAUGUUCACAAGCAGGAGGUGUGUGCAUGUGUGUGUGUGUGUGUGUGUGUGUGUGUGUGUGUGUGUGUGCAUGUGCAUGUGUGCGCGCGUGCGUGCGUUACGCACUGCUCUCUGGAGCACAAGCCGAAGGCAAACUUCCCUCCCGUAGCUGUAGUACUGCGGUGGUGGCAGAUCUGUAUGCCUCCGCACUGCAGAUACUUCACAUAACAACACUGUAAUGUCGCUGUCACACCGCUGAAGUAACACGAUGCUGAAAUGGCUCACGAGUUUCACAUCCAAACCAUUGCAUGGUAAUUAAAUUACAAAAUAUCCCGGAAUUCCUGAAGUUUCGCUCUCAACAGUGCUCCAAAAAAAAGAGGAACAUUUGGCAAUUGUUCUCAUUGUCCGCAAUUUACUAAAAUGGUACGUGUACCAGGGCGCACUUCCCCUAUGUCUCCAACAAAAAAAUAUUCAAUAUUGCCGUGCAAUUAGCCAAAAAAAACCUCUGAACCUUUUGUCAGUCCCUCGUCAUGGCAGUAAUUUUAUUUUUGUUUUGGUGCUGCAAUUCUCCUCGCUAUAUAUUUUCCACCGUCCGUGUGUACAGCCACCUUGUGUAGGAAUUUGCACGCUGCAUGCACACACCACGACAUCAUUGCCGCUGAUGCAUGAGGUCAUAAUAUAUUGCCUUCUUCUGGUGCCGUUGCGCCUGGGUUGUGUACAUGAUACUGCCGCCCUACGCAGCUAUGCCUUGACAUCAUUGUGUGUGAUCCAGGUGUCAUGGGAUGACAUGACCUCCUAUGCAAUGACAUCAUUUCAUUUGGCCUGUGAGGUAAUCCCAGCCGUGCAUGGCUAUUAUAAUAAUUAUGGGAUGCCGAAGCUAUUCCGUCACAUCAUUGUCACAGUUUGCUCUAUGAGCUCCCAACAAUUUCCAACAACCAUACAUGUCAUGUCCAAUUAUUCUUGAUGCCUCUGCUGUGCAAGGGAUAUGAUUUAUUUCUGAUGCCUCUGCGGUGCAAUGACAUCAUAAUGUUUGGCCUUAGAAGUGGUUCAAGGCGUGCGGGCGGCAAGCAGAAUACAAGCAAAAAUAAAAAAAUACAUUGUUUGCAUGAUAACCAUCUGAUACAGUAUGUUCAUCAUUAAUUUUAUGUUUAAAAAAUGUGAUGUCUAUAUGCAUGGCUGCACUGCUGUGCAAUGACAUCAUUCUGUUUGUUUGGUGUUAUGUCUAUAUGCAUGGUUGGGCUGCCUGGCCCUGCUAUGCGAUGACAUCAUUCUGUUUGUUUGGUGUUAUGUCGAUAUGCAUGGGCUGCCCUGCUAUGCGAUGACAUAAAAAUAUAUAUAAAACAGUAGUUCAAGCUGCGCGUCCAUGACGUAAUCGAGGGUCUUUUCAAACCCUCCUCUAGCCUAAGCUAACUGUAGACGACAACACUGGGCUUAGCUGCCCUGCGUGUGUGCGCUGCUGCGCCACCAUUGCUGAGAAUAAUCCCUCUUCCUCCCCUCGCCGCCCUCCCCCCCCCCCCUUGCAUAGCUGGCUGGCUGGCUUUUACAUGUUCUCUAACUCACUGAUCUUCUUUUCUACUUCGAAGUAGCACCUCUC
Sycon ciliatum is the source of this 4806-nucleotide messenger RNA. RefSeq lists its product as uncharacterized. The coding region runs from base 271 to 2571 and encodes 766 amino acids. Gene Ontology annotation, biological process: small GTPase-mediated signal transduction. Gene Ontology annotation, molecular function: GTP binding; protein kinase binding; GTPase activity. The transcript has 9 exons. Lineage: Eukaryota; Metazoa; Porifera; Calcarea; Leucosolenida; Sycettidae. The record is from RefSeq and is a predicted model, not a curated record.